CACUGUGUUCGACGUUGGGAAUCCAUUCAAGCUAGAAGCCUCGACUGGGACUGCAGUGAGGAAUCCACCACAGAGGGCUCCGUUUGGGCGCUGCAGGAACGGCAGGCAAUCCAGUUGCUGGAGAGGAGAUUUGGCACCGUUUACACUGACUCCCUCACUUUGGAAAGUGAGCAGCUCUUGAGAGGGACAUCAAGUUGCUUGUGGUUUGAACUUCCCUGGAUCUCUGGCAGAGGGGCUGAGGGUGAGGGCCCAGGAAUAUUUUGGCCACUUUGUGCUGAAUGCAGAGCGGACCGGUGAGACCAUGUCCAGUGAAGGUGACACCAGAGGUCAGCCUUCCGCAACAACAAUCAGCACUGUUGCAGUGCAGGCUGGCGACUCUCGGCUCGUUGUUGCAGUUCUUAAGUGCGGGCCACUGUUGCAGCUGCAGUUGGCCGAAUCAACACCAAACCUUCUAGAGAUUGGGAGCAACCAGGAUGAGACCAAGAAACACCUUGAUGAGCAUGAGCAGCUGCUGACCAACCUUAAGAAACAUGAACAUGGUGUCUGGGGUCUGCUGUCUGAGGCAGAUAAGGUUGCACAGAAUAAGAAAAAUGAGGUGGAUGUACAUGUGGCUAUGGCCAGCACACUGAGCGAUGCCUGGAGGACCUUAAUCGCACAGCUGGAGAAGCGAAGGUCCCUUCUAAACUUGGCCUCAGAUUUCUUCGACCGAGCCCUGGAGUUUGCCAUUAAGAUUGAUGAGGCAGAGGACUUCCAGCACAGUGUACAGGGGUUUACUGGUGCUGACUGCUUGAAGGAGGUCCUCCAUAAACACAGCUGUAUAAAAAAAGGCCUCUUGGAAAAUUCUAUGCUAGUUUUGAACAAGAGCCAGGAGCUGUUCGACUUCUUGAAGGAGUUCCAGGAAGAUAAGGCUCUUGUGAAUCAAGAAAAGUUUUUGGGCGCACAUAGGAGCUGUGAAAAGGUGGAAAGCCUUAUGGAAAUUCUGCAGGACCGCCGUAGGCAGGUGGAUCGCAAUAUGAAGCGACAGGGCCUUGACCUGGAGAUGAUGCACCACAUCUACCAGUGGGACCAGCAGGAACAGGAAGCAACAAACUGGUAUAAGAACAACGCUGAGGUGUUCCUAGAGAAAGAUCAACUUGGUUCUACGCUGUCUGAAAAUGAGGAAUUGCUCCAGGAGUAUAAAAACUUUGAACUGAAAGCCAAGGACUGGAGCUUAUUGGUAGAAAAACUUCUGGUGGAGGCAUCUGAGAUUCUGGCCUCAGAAGGUCACACAGAGAAGGGACAUGUGGAGGAGAGGACACAAAAAUUGAAGGCUCUGCAUGAAGAGUUUUGGAAUCAAAUGAUGGUGCGCCGGGCACACCUUCAGGAGAGCAAGGGCUUCUUCACCAGUGCUAAUAAGGCAUUUGAAGUGUUGGCAGGAAUUGAAAGCAGCCUAAAAGGGAUGAGGUCCCAAGUGCUGAGUUUGCCAGAACUGGCCAAGAAACACGAGGAGCUACUCUGGAGCAUCAAAGAAGCGGCUGCGGAACCCCUACAGCAAGGGAAACACUUCCUUAACAAGGUCAACCCGCGAAGCACUCAAGUGGGUGGGGUGGAGAGGAUGAUGGGAUAUAUCCAUGACCGGAUGGAUUCACUGAGCAAGGAGUGCCACGCCCACAGGGAGCUAGCAGAGAAGAGACAGCUGCUGGUGUCCUCAUUUGAAGAUCUGGUGGACAAGGUUUCAGCAUGGAUAAAAAGCAGCAGCAGUGCCCUCUCCGGCAGUGUGGACCCAGGACUGGUGCUGUCAGAGUCUGAAGAUGUGCUGAACAGACACCUGGAGCUUUCCUCCCAGACCCAGGGUGUAGCAAAUGAAUUGGAGGCCAUUUCUGAACUCAUUAAGGCACUGAAAUCACUAGAAUCUCCUGAGGCCAUAGAGUUCUCUAAUAAAGCCAGCCUACUGAGCGAAGAGCUGAAGACCCUCACCAGAAAUAUCACUGCACGGACUGAGAGCCUCAAACCCUACGUGAGCUUCUUACGCUCUGCAGAGGAGGUGGAUGAGCAGAUCCGCAGUCUACAGGAAUGCUACAAAAACAGACCCGAGGCAGAGAACGAGGAGAGCAAUGCAGCACUGAAGGAGGUUGCUGAUGCCAAGUGGCAGGCCCUGCUGGAGAGGUUCCUCAUUGUACAGGACCUUGGAAACAAUUUUAUAAACUCCUCCAACAUGGUCAGUGGAAAUCUCACCCUGAAUGUGAAAUCAGCUGUGCGCGUGGUGGAGAACACGCUGGACGAUCUGAAUAAGAAGAAGGCCAACCUUAUGGAUCUGUGGACUUCCUGGCAGCUGCACAUCAGUCAGAUUAAAUCAGUAAAAAAGCAGUGGAAAAAAUUCAAGGAACAGCUUAAAAAGACCGUCCACAACCUCAAGGCUCUAGAGGAUGUUCUGGCUCCAGCCUCCAGCGUUGACUUGGGAAGUGAUCUUCUGACUGUGUCUAAGCUGCAGGAGACUUUUAAUCUUGCAAAACCUCAGUUUGUGAAAUUGAAUGCAGAGGUGGAAUACAUGAUCAAAAUUUCUGAGAUGUUAGCUUUAAAAGGAAUUCCUAUAAAAGAGAAGAAUGAGAAAAUCACUGAGCUCCUGCACCUGCACCAGCGUGUAAAAGACACAAUCAAAGAGUAUGAAAGAGUCCUCAGUAUGGCGGUUAAAUUCCACCACCUAUUUGAUGAGCUGGAGAACCUGCUGACAUCAGAGCCAGUGACGGCAUUCCACAACACUAGCCAGGCGAAGAUUCAGCUGGCACAGCACCAGGAGAGGCAGAGCCAUGUGCGACACCUGUACAAGAUGGCCAUCUCUCUGGGGGCCGACAUCACCAGCACCGUGAUGCAGUCGCAUGCACUGGGGUUCACUGCACAUCGGCUUCAGGACAAGCUGGAGAGACUGGAGAGAGGCAGUUCAAACUGGAGCACUGAGGCUGAUAAGUGUGAGGAGAGCCUGGUGAGCAAUGUGCACUACUGCAUCUUCAAAGAGGAGAUCAAUGAGCUCAGAGAGUCCUUUAAGGACCUUAAGAAGAAAUUCAAUAACUUGAAAUUCAAUUAUAUGAAGAAAAAUGACAAGACGAGGAAUGUGAAGGCAGUAAAAAACCAAAUCCAGCAGAUUGAGAUUUUUGUUGAGAAACUGCAGGUGUUGAAAAAGAAGAUGCAGGCAUUCACAGUGAAGAUCUCUGCAAGCACAGAGAAGCAUCUAAAAGGUAGCAGCCCCAGAGAGAUCGAGGAUGCUGUAAAUGAGCUGCAGAGACAGCUGGGAGACUUUGACAAGGUGGUGGAGGAGUACAAGCACAACCUGGACAUGACAGUCAAACUGCAGCUAGCUAUGGAGGAGUAUCAGUUUUGGUGUGAUGAUGCAAGCGCCACCAUUGUGCGUGUAGGGAAGUACUCCUCAGAGUGUAAGACCAGGGAAGCAGUUAGUAGCCUCUACAAACAGUUUGAGAAGUUUGUCUGGCCCACUGUACCCCAGCAAGAGGAGAGAAUCAACCAGAUCACAGAGUUGGCUGUUCGUCUGCAUGGUCCAGAAGAAGGAAAGAAGUUUGUUGAGAAAACAGUCGCCAAGCACAAUGAGAUUGUUGAAUCCAUAAAGGAACUGUGCAAUGGUUUAAUGGACCUGGAAGUGAAACUCCAGGAAGAGGCUCUAAAAGAGCAGUCUGACAGAAAGGAACAUGAUGGUGAAUUAACAAGUGAAGAAUCAAGAUAUACAACAGAAGGGACCGAAACAUCCAAGGAAUCCACAGAGAUGGAGUCCGAGCAGAAAGAGUCUGGACACACUCCUGAAAAUGAUGUGAUUGGAAAUGAAAAAGAAGUACCUGUCAAGAAGUCCAUUAAGAAAUUUAACUUAUGCAAGACCAAAGGCCAGAAUUUACCAGAAAAACUGCACCCGGAAAAUCAUAUUAUGUCAGAGUCAAGUUCCCAAACUCAGCAGGAAUAUUCAGAGGUGAGCGCAUUCAAGACCAUCACCAGCAGAUCAACGGUGGAGACCACUGAACAGCUGUACACUUCAUACUCCCACACACAGACCUUCAACAUCUCCUGCUCACCUGUGGAAAAGAACACAAAGAUUCAUGUCCUCUACCAGACAGAAAAUGAACCACAGGCCACACCUCCCCCAGCUCCAAGUUUCUCUGACAUACAGAGAGAGUUCCAGCGUAAGGGAUCCACUCAGAAGACCACCCAUGAGAAGGUCCAGGCUUUUAGUGGGUUACAGGUCCCGUCCACAGAUACACAGGGUGCAGUGCAAUACUCAACAGGAGAGAAUUUAUCCCAGGAGGCCUCAGAUGUGCUCCUACCUCCUGGGGAUGGUGGUGGGCUGGCAGAGGGAGAGCUCUUUAUUGAAGAGUCACUCUCUAAUGACGAAUACGAGUGCACCUCACCUGAUGACAUCUCCCUGCCUCCCCUGUCUGAGACACCUGAAUCCAACAUCAUCCAGUCAGAGAAUGACCUAGACGAUGGUUUCUGCUUGAGUUCACACAGCCUGCAUGUCAACCAGUACAGCCAACAGUCCCACUCCCAACUUAACGACACCACAGUCUUCGACACCGCCCAACAAAGGCGCGACUGGGUCUCCACCCAGUCUGAGGACUUCCCCUCCCCCACUGGGGUCCUGGGCGCCAAGUUCAGGGCAGAGUCCUCCUCCUUUGUGCGCAGCCCCCUGACUGUUCCCACCCCCAGCCUUGUCUCCAACACUCUCUCAAGUAUCCUGAAGAGCAAGCCCACCCCAAGCCUGCCACCUGGCACCCACAGCAAGUGCCACCAGACUGUAUAUGCUGUGCAUGAAAGCUUCACAGAGACACAGGAGUGUGUGCAUGAUCCCAGCCAGGGCAGAGGGGCCAGUGCCCAAGCAGAUAACAUGCAUGUCACCCCCUCCCCAUUAACCGCAGAGCAGGACCCGGACAUCUGCAAGCCCACAGCCGUCCGAGAGGAGAUCAGGCUGAUGUCCGGGAGCCGAGCCUCGGGCAGCCUAGCAGACCAGGGCCCUAACUUCUCCAAACUGUUGUCUAAUGCCACAGUAAUGGAAGGUUCCCCCGUGACCUUGGAGGUAGAAGUCACUGGAUUUCCAGAGCCUACUCUCACAUGGUACAGGAAUGGACAGAAAGUGACCAAUGAUGAGCGCAUAGAACUGUCCCAUAAAGAAGGCAAACACGCGUUGUUCAUUCAGAUGGUCACUGAUACUGACGCAGGCCUCUAUGUCGUUCAGGCCAUAAACUCUAGUGGUUCUCUCUCCUCUAGCGCUGUGCUACAGGUCAAAGGUAACUCCUGCCCUAGUGUUGCACCCACUUUCAAGCUGGACUGGCUCACUUGCUUUGGCACCCUCUGUGUUCUUCUGUGGCUCCUGUACUUACUGGUGUUGUAGUGCAACAGCAUAGGCCUCCAUCCACUUCCCUUCACCUUCCUUUCGUCUGGACUUGUGUUUGCACAGCGCACCGUUAACAAUUACUUUAAGCCUGUAAAAAUGUUUGUAAUGUUUCUGUUUCACUGCUGAACCAGAUCACUGCUUGUUUUACUGAAAUUAUCACUGUAUUAUUAUGAUUAUUAUUAUGAUUAUUAUUAUUAUUAUUAUUUUAAUAUUGGCGGGAGGUGUGUGUAAAAUUUUAAUAUUGAAGAGAGAUGUGUUAUUUUUAAACCAGAAUUUUGCAUUUCUCUAGAUUAUGGCAUAAUGUUGAAUUAUGUUGAAGAACUGAUCCCUACUGUAGCUUUUUAAAGCUAUCUGGCCGUAAUACCACUUAACAAUAUGGGCACGCAUAUACUUUGUCUGUACAGUAUUUAUUUUAAUAGGGCAUUUCUGCAGAAAUUAAGAUUUGCAGUCAGCUAUGACUGUAAUAUGACAAUGCCAAAUACUAACUAUGAAUAAUAAAUAUAAUGUCUUUAAAAGGUAUUUCAUGUAAUAUUUGUAACUAUUUGAAAAUGGUGCAUUUGAGGGAUAUUAGGUACUGAAUAAUUUUCAUUUUACUAAUCUCAGGACAAAUAUAUACAGUUUGCUCAUAAAAAAAGGUAUUUUCACCAAAUUUGGUAUUUUCAUUUUUGCUUUGAUGAAGGUCUUAUUUCAUAAAAGUUGGUUGGCAAUGAAAUGUCUUCCUUGAACAGUAUGAUAUGAGUGUCUGAAAUACCUUCAUCUGACUUCUUAAUCCCUAAUAGUUAAAAUUUUGUUUAUUGAUUCUCAUGCUUUAUAGGUUAUGGUGUAUUGUGUGAAAUAAAUAACAUAGUGGAGGGAUAAGCAGCAGUUAUGUAUAUGAGCACUUCCUUGCAUAUUGUCUUUUCCGUUUGAAGUAAGACUUCCUGUUUAAUUAACAUACUAUUUUUAUUUUAUGUCCACCACUGCUCUGCUGCAGCCCCUUGCCAAGUAGCAGUUUCAGUCAGUGGUAACGUUUCUAGAAAUAAAUAUGGUGACCUAUUUAAUAACAGCUUACCAGAUAAUAGUGUAUUUUAAGAUACUAGUCAGAGCAAAAUAGUGCAUCCAUUGUGUUUAUAAACAUAAUAAAUGGGGUGGGACAUCCCUGAGUACCCUAUGUACUCUUGAGAUUCACUUUCUAUUUUAAGAAAACUUAGAAACCUUAGCUGCUAUCCCCAUUUAUUCAUACAUCUCUUGUGUGUGUUUUACAGCCUAUAAUUCAGGUGGCCAUCUAAGAAUUAUGCUUGUAUAAAUUGAGAGUUUACUGAUUAAGAAAGGCACAUCAUGUAUUUUGAGGGCUGAUGAAAAAUUAUUUAGCUUGUUAUGCAGUGCCAUGGCCAUUUGACCGUAUGUUAAAAUGGACUGAAUGAAAAGAUUGGUAAACAACAGGAACAUAAUGGCUUGUGUUUGGUUUUUCAACUUCUAUUUUCACCAAUGGCUAAUUUACGUGUUAUAUACUAUAGGUGAAGACAAUGUUUUGUGUUUUUGUGAAAACAAACUUUAUGUUUACCGAAGUAAAUGCUAUUGGUGUUAUUCAAUAUAUUAAUAAUAAUCGAAUUAUUGUAAUAUGUGGGUUGUUUCUCACUUAAGCAUAUAAGAUAUUUUUGGCUGUUUACUUUGCAUGUUAUACUGACCAGUAUAUUGUAUGUAUCUAACUGCACAUGCAUACACAAAGACUAUACUGCACACUGACAUCACCUAAUCACACAUCCAGAUCCAGGAUAAUGAUUUUUUCUUUUUUUUUUUCUUUUCAAGGCUCAGCCAGAGUUUUUUGGUUAUUAAGAUAUCCUUAGAUACUGCCUCCCAUUGGAACACGUAGUACUGCACCAAGCAUUUGCAAAAUGCAAAGAGCAGUUGAUUUAUGUGUGUGUUAAGCUCAAACGCACGGAAUGAACCAUAGCAUAGUUCAAUAUAUGCAUUUGUGUUCAUGGUAAACACAAUUAAUAAGUUUAAAUCAGGCUUCACGUUACAUUUAAAUGAUCUUUAAGCCAGAGCAACUAUAACUAUAAAAAGGUACGCUAUGCUGAAUAGCCCUCUAUAAAGAGCUAACAGAGUAAUAAUAAUAAUAAUAAUAAUAAAUAAAUAAAUGACACACAAUACACAACUAUAAGAACUUUUAUAAUACAACAUUGAUCUAUUUUAGGCACUACUCAGGAUGAGAGGAGUUGCAGUUUAAGGUUCUAGGGAAUCUGAUAGGUUUAAAAUAGCACCCUGGAUAUGGAUACAUUGACGUCUUGCACUUUUAUUCAUUCACUUAAAAUUAUAUUCAUGGUGAUAUCCACUUGGAAACUGAGCAAAUAAAAACAGUAAAAUACAAACUGAUUAUUUU
Molecule: messenger RNA, 7730 nt
Organism: Anguilla anguilla (European eel)
Lineage: Eukaryota; Metazoa; Chordata; Actinopteri; Anguilliformes; Anguillidae
Gene: ccdc141
Product: coiled-coil domain containing 141
Exons: 25
Coding region: 302-5365 (1687 amino acids)
Source: RefSeq, a predicted model, not a curated record